Aspergillus aculeatus ATCC 16872 is the source of this 2919-nucleotide messenger RNA. Its product is annotated as anaphase promoting complex subunit 2. Gene Ontology annotation, cellular component: anaphase-promoting complex. Gene Ontology annotation, biological process: ubiquitin-dependent protein catabolic process. The coding region runs from base 1 to 2919 and encodes 972 amino acids. The transcript is spliced from 2 exons. Gene Ontology annotation, molecular function: ubiquitin protein ligase binding. Lineage: Eukaryota; Fungi; Ascomycota; Eurotiomycetes; Eurotiales; Aspergillaceae. The record is from RefSeq and is a predicted model, not a curated record.
AUGCCACCAACAACAGCACCACCCACCACCAGCCGGCGCAAACGCGUCUUCUCCUCUGUCCUUCCCCCCGCCUCGCUCGACGACUUCCCCCUGGCCGCAAAGUCUCACACACUCGGUCCUCACCCUCCCCUAUUCUCCCGCUCCUCCGACCGCUCGCACCACCACCCCGAACCCGAUUCCCAGCGCCCGGAGAACCCUACCUUCCGCACCUCCACCACCUCCCAGCAAACCGAGAUCGCAACCUCCGACGAUGACGACAACGACGGGCUCUGGCCCGAGCAGGCGACCUGGGACUGCGCCUGGCGCGUCGCGACGAAGUUCCUCGCGGUCCCCGACCAAGGCUUCGCGACACUCCUCCGAUGCGAACAGAUGGACCAGUCCCACUUCAUGCGGCUGUGGAACCGCCACCGCACGGCGGACCAGGAGACCCUGGAAGCGUUCGUGUGCUUACUCGAGCCGUUUCUCGGCCACAGGAGGGUGCGACACAAAAGGGACGCGCUGCAGAAGAGCAUCCUGGAUUGGUACGGGUUUGAGAUCCGAAGGCACUUUUUAAGGAACGUGAGAAGUGGGUUGGUUGAGACGCUCAAAGGACCGGAGAAGGAUGGUCUCUUGCAGAGGAUUGUGGUGUGUCUGCAAGUCAUUCGGGGGAUCUACUUCGAGCCGCUGGCGGAGAUCCUGACCGCGUUGUAUCGGGGUGAGCAGGAGGGUGUGUAUGGGAAACUGUGUCGGUCGUUUCAUAUGAUGGUGGCUUAUGCACUGCCGUGGUCGCAGGCGUCUGCGCUGCUGAGUCGCGAAGUCAUGAAGGAGGCGCUGGUCAUUCUGGGGAUCGAUGCCCUGCGGGAGAGGGCUGCUGCGGACGGGCUUGACGAUGUGGAUGACAUGGAUGUGGAUCGGCAGUGCUCCGUGUCCUACCAGGACUGGCGCGAUGAGCCCUCGCCCUCCGCCAGGAUGCAGAUGUUGACGGAACAAGAUUCUCAGGUCGGGGCUGCGCGAGAGCGGCUGCUGCGGCUCUUCAAUGGGCUGCAGCUCGUGGGAAUGGGCGGCGACAAGGCACAGAAGGUUUUCGCGAGCGUCAUGGAUGCUUUGAUGACCGAGUUUGUUCGAACAGCGUAUACGGGCCAGUGGGAGGGCCCGUCGCUGGCUUCGCAGCACUUGCGGCAGUGGAUUGAGAACGUCUUUGCGCAGCUCGUUGUCCAGGUCCUGUCAAUCAUUAAUGUGCCCGAAUCUGGAGAAAAGGAGGUUGACAAUCUUGACGUGACGCUGGGCGAUGUGGAGAAGUGGCAAGAGAUUGGCAUUGCCCGCCUAGGAGCGUUACGGACGAGCGAGCUCUUUGAUGUGAUCGUGGAGUGGCCUGCAAGCAGCGGUGCGAUCGAGGAUCUCCGGCACUUCACAACCUAUCCAGCCGCGCGAUAUCAUCUGACACAGUCCUUCAUUGCAGCCUUGAAUCUCAGACUGCUGCAUCCGGGGGCAUCCACUAUCGAGAUUCUCCAGGUCUACAUUUCUAUCAUCCGCGCCUUUAAUCUACUUGACCCCAAGGGCGUUCUCCUCGAUCGGAUUGCCCGCCCUAUCCGUCGAUACCUCCGUGAUCGAGACGAUACCAUCAAGGUCAUUGUUGGCGGGUUACUGGCCGAUCCUGCCGAUGCGGAUGGCCAGACCGCAUCCCUCCACCACCCCGACACGCUGGUCGAACUAUCCGCCGAGCUCACCAAGGCGCACCAGAACUCCCUCCGCGCUGACAGCGGCGAACUCGACUGGGAUGACAUGAACUGGAUGCCGGACCCGGUGGAUGCCGCGCCGGACUACCGGAAAUCCAAGACGUCCGACGUGAUCGGCAGUCUGAUCAGCCUCUUCGACUCGAAGGAGAUGUUCGUCAAAGAGAUGCAGAACAUGCUCGGCGAGCGCCUCCUCCAGAAGCGUGCCGACUUCGAUCAGGAGAUGUCUGUGCUGGAACUACUCAAGGUCCGCUUUGGUGACAACGCGCUGCAGGCGUGCGAGGUCAUGCUCCGCGAUAUCUUCGACUCGCGCCGCGUGGACGGCGUCAUCCGCAAUGACCAAGGCUUAGCGAAGAGCCAGCAGCAACCCGAGAACCCCUCCCUCCACGCCAAGAUUCUGUCGCAUUUCUUCUGGCCCGACCUCCCCGGGCCGGAGUUCCGCGUUCCAGAGCCCAUCGCCUCCCUCCAGCAGCGCUACGCGCAGGGCUUCGGCUCCCUCAAACAAUCCCGCAAGCUCACCUGGCUCAACGGCCUCGGCCAAGUCACCGUGGAACUCGACCUGGAGGACCGCGUCUUCGUCGACGACGUCACCACAUGGCAAGCCACGGUCAUCUAUGCCUUCAACUCAUCCUCCGCGGGAACCACGACCAGAACCAUCACCGACCUCGCCCACCAACUCCAAAUGCCCGCCACCCUCGUCCGCUCCGCCUGCCUCUUCUGGGUGAGCAAACGCAUCCUCCACGAACACCCGCGCGACACCUUCCGCGUGCUGGAAGUCCUGCCUUCCUCCUCUGGUGAGCAUGACGGCGGCCCACCAGCCGCUCAAUCCACCGCGACCUCCCCCAAGACCGAAACCGCCCCGACGACGCCGACCAUGCACCACCCGCGCCGCCCAUCCAACUUGGGCACAUCCCCGGCCUUCGAGGACGCGGCCGAGGCGGCAGCGGCAGCGGCAGCGGCCGCCGCCAAGGAAUCGGCCGAAGCGGCCGCGAUGGAGAAGAUGAACCUGUACUGGCAGUUCAUCGUGGGGAUGUUGACGAACCAGGGCGCCAUGCCGCUGCAGCGGAUCGUGAUGAUGCUAAAGAUUGCGGUCCCCGGGGGGUUCCCGUUCAGCAACGAGGAGCUCCGGGAGUUUCUGGCGGGGAUGGUGGCCAAGGGCAAGUUGGAGAUUGUGAGUGGGGGGAAUUAUAAGAUCAAGGCGCAGUAG